Molecule: messenger RNA, 2584 nt
Organism: Thunnus maccoyii (southern bluefin tuna)
Lineage: Eukaryota; Metazoa; Chordata; Actinopteri; Scombriformes; Scombridae
Gene: tal2
Product: T-cell acute lymphocytic leukemia 2
Exons: 2
Coding region: 434-772 (112 amino acids)
Biological process (GO): regulation of transcription by RNA polymerase II
Molecular function (GO): DNA-binding transcription factor activity, RNA polymerase II-specific; protein dimerization activity; RNA polymerase II cis-regulatory region sequence-specific DNA binding
Source: RefSeq, a predicted model, not a curated record
GUGUGUGUGUGUGUGUGUGUGUGUUAACAAUCACUCCUCAGUUAACACCAACCUCACACAAUGACACAGAGCGGAGAGGCUCCACGACAGCACACGUCACACAAUAGGGUUCACCCUGCUAUAAAAUGUGGUGGGAUGCGAGCAUGCAGCAGUCUUCCCCCCUACUCUCUCUCUCUCUAUCUCUCUCUCUGUACCCCAUCCCUUCCUCUCUGUCUCUCUCCCUCUCUUUCUCUCUCUCUCUCUGUCUCUCCUUCCCUCUUGCUCUCAAGGAUCUCUCAGCGAGCAUGAGAGGACACAACUGAGUGGACGUUCACACUGGACUCCUGCAGCUGUGGACGCUGAUGACCUGGCAGCACAUUCGUAACUCCCUGAGCACCUGAAAUUUCUGCACGUUCCUAUAAACACACCGACGCAGUCAGUCACCUAAAGCACCAUGACCAGGAAGGUAUUCACCAACACGAGGGAGCGCUGGCGCCAGCACAACGUUAACACGGCCUUCGCUGAGCUCCGCAAGCUCAUCCCCACCCAUCCUCCGGAGAAGAAGCUGAGCAAGAACGAGAUCCUGCGUCUGGCCAUGCGCUACAUCAACUUCCUGGUGCAGCUGCUGGAGAGCCAGAGCGGUCAGCCGGCCAGCCACUCCCCCACCGCUCUUCUCACCUUCCUCAGAGGAAACAUGGAGCAACUGCAUUCCCCUCCGCACCCGUGGGCCAUGACUAGCGACACCGAGGCUCUGUCACCCGGAUCCAGCUGCGACAGCACGGAGGCCUGGUAGAACCGGAGACCCUGAACGUGAAAAACAUCUUGAGUGGACUUUCUGACUGUUUCUCUGGGUCUAAAAACUGAUCCCGUCCUUCCUCAAGACUCUUUUUUUUUUUUUUUUUUCUGUCUCUGCAUGUCAGCACCUCCUGAGUCAGGUGGUUCUGACCCGUGUUUCAGUGCAGAAGAUGCAAUAUUGUGUGAUGUUUGUGGAUUCCACACGUGGCAGAAAUCGAGGCGAAGCCGGAAUGCUGAUCAGUGUUGAAAUAUUAUUUGGAAAAUUAAUUUGCAUUCUGCAUGGAUGUGUAAAACCUGGAUGUACAAUAUUCCCUUCAUGUCUUCAUAUUAAUAUUCCUUGUUGCCGGCCCGCCUGGAACUAAUUUAGUUUUGCAGUAAGAGGGUGUUUUGCCAAUGAGGAAAAUGGAGGGAUUAAAGAAUUUCUCAUUUCAAGCAAUAGAUUCAGCGAGGCAUUUGAAUAGAUAAUGGCUCAGCCAAUUCUCCGCCUCAAAAUAGCCAAGGGCACUUUUUUUUUUUUUUUUUAAUUUUAAAAAUCGACAUGCUAUUUUUUCCCCCCCGAGAAGACUAAAUCUGACCUUUCUUUUCAAUUAUCAAGGUUAUGUGAAUUGAGAAGAAUCAGUUCUGCGAAAGCUUUUCUUUUACAAUGAUGAGUAUUGAUUGAUUAUUCGUUUCUCCUGACUAGGAUUGGGCUGAGGAAGUUUGGCAAAACUGACAAUCCUCUUUCGAUAAUGAUGUGCUUCACGACACGAUAUCUUCUCAUUUAAAUGUGCUUUCAUCUGACUUUUUUUUUUUGUACAAUACGCAUGUCAUAUAGCCAAAGAUUAUGAAUUGAUUGUCUACUGUGAAGAGUGUGCUAAUUAUCUUCUGAUACCUCUUUUGUAAGUUAUUUUUGUUUGCUUGUGAAUACACAGUAUGUUAUUUAUUUGAACUAUUUAUUUAAUAAAUGAUUUGUUAAUAAAACACUUUCUGAAUAUGUUUAAUGAACAACGUCAUUUUAUAAGCAUUACACACUUAAAAUGUUUGAGCCACAAUUUCUGAAUAGACUCUUAAACUGUGUACCAAUCUCACACUACUCACUAACAGGUUUUGAAAAUGUGGUGCAUUCACACAGUCAGUACGCAAACUAAAACACCUGAUUGUAAGUCUGCUGAUGGACGCGAAUGUCCAACAAUCACUGCACAAAGGAAAAGGAGAAGCUAGAUUUUACAGUGCAUAUUUUGCUGUCUAUUUGUUAGUAUGUUGUUUACUUUAGUAUGUUGACUUUUAACCGCAAAACAGUACACAAAACAAUAAGUAUACUGUAUACAAUUAGUGCAUAGUAUGGAUUUGGGACAUGACAUUAUUUCACGCUGUGUAAAACACAUCAGAUCUGAAGUUAAGAGCAGAGCUGCUGCCUCAGUGCGGACACUCUUUGUUUGUACUCAAGAAGCCCAGAGACUUUUGUCCACAAAGUCCUGUGAUGACCAUGUGGACACAAAGCUGACCUCUGCACUCUGUCCACUGACCAGAGGCCUGAGAGAGGAGCGCUGAAAGUGACAGCUUAACUUGUGACCCUGAGGUCAUCCUGGAGUCAAACACCGUCCAGUUGACCAAACAUGCAGAUGGAGAAAAAGAAAUCCUGGCAUGUUUAAAAAUGUCACUUUGUUGCUGCACACGGUAUAAAACUGAAGUCGUGACUGUGACAAGUAUAAGAGCAGGAGAUACUUGAACACCUAAUAUUUAUGGGAAGAGAGGCAGCAGGAAUGCCAAAAUGUAAACUAGAAAUGGAAUAAAUUUGACUAAAAUAAUACUUUGUGCUGUAAAAAAUGUU